Messenger RNA from Perca fluviatilis (European perch), 3926 nucleotides. Its product is annotated as polymeric immunoglobulin receptor-like. The transcript has 11 exons. Bases 1 to 2697 code for a protein of 898 amino acids. The record is from RefSeq and is a predicted model, not a curated record. NCBI's taxonomy places the organism in Eukaryota, Metazoa, Chordata, Actinopteri, Perciformes, Percidae.
AUGAAUCAUGUCAACACGUAUCUCAGUGAGGAGGUUCUUCAUGUGGGAAUAAAGUCCUAUGUGAUUGAGGUAACAGUGGAUCCUGGACAGGAUGUCAUUCUGCCAUGUCAGACUGCAAAUUCCAACAUCAAAGCUGUAAAGUGGACCAGAUCUGACCUGGAGCCAGAGUACGUCCUCUUAUACAGAGAUGGACACUUGAAUACAGACGACCAGCAUUCAUCCUUUAAGGACAGGGUGGAGCUGGUGGACAGAGAUCUGAAGGUCGGAGAUGUGUCUUUAAUUCUGAAGAAUGUGAGAAGCAUCGACACUGGAACAUACGAGUGUGGAGUUAUAACCGAUGGUUCUGACCCAAUCAGAAUCAUCCGUCUGCAGGUUCCAGACGUGAUUGUGGUAGCAGUGCCUGGAGAUGAUGUCACUCUGCCAUGUCUGGCUCCUGAUUCCUCCAUCAGAGUUGUAAAAUGGAGCAGACCUGACCUGGAGCCAGAUACCGUCCUCUUCUACAGAGAUGGACACUUGAAUACAGACGACCAGCAUUCAUCCUUUCAGGGCAGGGUGGAUCUGUUGGAGAGAGAUCUGAAGGACGGAGACGCGUCUUUAAUUCUGAAGAAUGUGAACAAACACGACGCUGGAACAUACAAGUGUCGAGUUAUGGCCAGUGAUACUGACCCAAUCAGAACCAUCCGUCUGCAGGUUACAGUUACGUACCCAAUGUCCAAAGUCCUUGCAGUACCAACACUGGUCUGGGUUGUAGGGCUCAUCAUUUUGUCCACGGUACCCGCUACAGCCUCCUCUGUCUCGACCAUGUCCUUUGUGGCCGCGGCCUUUUCGGGUCCGCACUCCAUAUGUUGCCCACCAGCAGACAGACGCUUCAAACAUGGUUUUCUCACGUACUCUUUGGUCUUUCCACCCGAUGCAGCUCGUCUUCCGGACGUGAAUGUGGUAAGAGUGCCUGGACAGGAUGUCAUUCUGCCAUGUGAGGCUGCUGAUUCCUCCAUCAGAGUUGUAAAGUGGAGCAGACCUGACCUGAAGCCAGAUAUCGUCCUCGUAUACAGAGAUGGACACUUGGAUACAGACGACCAGCACCCAUCCUUUAAGGACAGGGUGGAGCUGGUGGACAGAGAGCUGAAGGACGGGAAUGUGUCUUUAAUUCUGAAGAAUCUGAACAUCAACGACACUGGAACAUACGAGUGUCGAGUUAAAACCGGUGAUUCAGGACAUACAAAGAGAGACACCGACCCUGACCAAAUCAGAACCGUCUAUCUGCAGGUUCCAGACGUGAUUGUGGUAGCAGUGCCUGGAGAUGAUGUCAUUCUGCCAUGUCAGGCUCCUGAUUCCUCCAUAAGAGUUGUAAAGUGGAGCAGACCUGACCUGGACCCAGAUAUCGUCCUCUUAUACAGUAAUGGAGACUUGGAUACAACCCACCAGCAUCCAUCCUUUAAGGGCAGGGUGGAGCUGGUGGACAGAGAGCUGAAUGACGGAGACGUGUCUUUAAUUCUGAAGAAUGUGAACAAACACGACGCUGGAACAUACGAGUGUGGAGUUAAAACCGGUGAUACUGACCCAAUCAGACCCAUCAGAACCAUCCGUCUGCAUGUUCCAGACCUGAAUGUGGUAAAAGUGCCUGGAGAUGAUGUCAUUCUGCCAUGUCAGGCUGCAAAGUCCAACAUCAGUGUUGUAAAGUGGAGCAGACCUGACCUGAAGCCAGAUACCGUCCUCUUCUACGGAGAUGGACACUUGAAUACGACCGACCAGCAUCCAUCCUUUAGGGACAGGGUGGAGCUGGUGGACAGAGAGCUGAAGGACAGAGACGCGUCUUUAAUUCUGAAGCAUGUGAACCAACACGACGCUGGAAUAUACAAUUGUCGAGUUAUGGCCAGUGAUACUGACCCAAUCACAACCAUCUAUCUGCAGGUUCCAGACGUGAUUGUGGUAGCAGUGCCUGGAGAUGAAGUCAUUCUGCCAUGUCAGACUGCUGAUCCCUCCAUCAGCGUUGCAAAGUGGACCAGACCUGACCUGGAGCCAGAUACCGUCCUAUACAGAAAUGGACACUUGAAUACAUACGACCAGAAUCCAUCCUUUAAGGACAGGGUGGAGCUGGUGGACAGAGAUCUGAAGGACGGAGAUGUGUCUUUAAUUCUGAAGAAUGUGAGCAGAAUCGACACUGGAAUAUACGCGUGUCGAGUUAAAACUGGUGAUACUGACCAAAUCAGACUCAUCAGAACCAUCAGAACCGUCUGUCUGCAGGUUUCAGACCUGAUUGUGGUAGCAGUGCCUGGAGAUGAUGUCAUUCUGCCACGUCGGGCUGCUGAUUCCUCCAUCAGAGUUGUAAAGUGGAGCAGAGCUGACCUGAAGCCAGAUAUCGUCCUCUUAUACAGUGAUGGACACUUGGAGACAUAUAACCAGCAUCCAUCCUUUAAGGACAGGGUGGACCUGGUGGACAGAGACCUGAAGGACGGAAAUGUGUCUUUAAUUCUGAAGAAUGUGAGCAGACACGACGCUGGAACAUACAAGUGUGGAGUUAAAACCAGUGAUUCAACACAAGACACCAACUCUGACACAAUCAGAAUCAUCAGAAUCAUCCGUCUGCAGGUUAAAGGUUCUGGUGAUAGAAUCUCCUCUCCUGUAGGCCUCCUCUUUGGACUGGCAGCAGGUGGACUUGUUCUUGUAGCUGCUGCAGUGGUUGGUGUCGAUAUAUAAAAGACGUAAGAAGAGAUCAGGACAAGCUGCUGAUGAUGAAGCAUCAGACGAUCAGUACCUCUGACAACUCCCAGAGCUCUUUUCACCAGACUGUUUUCUCAUGUGUUGUAUAUACAACAUGAUUACUUCUGGGGGUGUGAGGUCAUGCAGAUCUGCUAUUUGGUCUUUUAGCACCCCCCCCAUUGUCGUGGAGGGGUCUGUGUAUCUGAGUCUGAUAGCUGUAUUAUCUGAGCUCUGAGUUCCUCUAGGGUCUCCAUGAUGAGAUGGUCCCAGAGGAGGGUCAGACUGAGAGAGAUUCACUUCAAAUAAACUUUACCUUUAGAGAACUAGAACAUUUACUCGAGUAGUAGUUGCAUCAGAGAAAAACUAAUUUUACUUAACUCAAAGUACUUUAAAUUUAAAUACAUUUUCCUCAAGUAAUUUUUUUUUUAUUGAUACUUCAAAAAUGCAAGUCAGUUAAAAUGUUUAACAGCAGAGUGAUGGUUGAAUGAAGAACACAGAGAUGUUCAGACAAUAUCAACUCAGCAGUAAUACACAGAAAUACUUUGCUCCAUUAAACUGAUUAAAUAUAAUAGUAUGUAACAAUAAUAUACUCAAAACUGAAUUGUAUCUCUGCAAGCUUUUAAUAGAAAAUUUUUCUUUAGUUGUAAAUAUCAGCAGCCGGAGCAGCCACCAAAUAUCUUCUAAUCAGGUGUAGAGAGCUCUUCAACAUGUCUUCUGUUUGGGUGUUUUGGUAAUAAUACAUUUCAUAUGGAGGGAAUUUUAAAUGCUUGUUUUCUGCUGGGUUAUAUAAAGCCUCGUGCUGCUUGGAAUGUUAUAUUUUCAGCUAAUGAUUUAAAAUCAAAUAACAUUGAAUGUUUAAACUGAGGAGUUGAUUACAUUGUGAAUAUUGUUAUCGUAAUUAUAAAAUCAUCUGAUGCAGCUCAGAAUAUCUCAGGGGGACAUAGAGGACCAGUCUGUCUCUAAAUAAGACCUUCGACUGGAUUUAUUAUCUACUGAGUAGAAUUACAUGAUGUUUCCAAAGGAAAUGUUAUGAAAUGUGAACUAUACCAAAGUGAUGAGCUUUGAAAGCAGUUGAUUAAUAUGAAUGAAUGGAUGAAAUAAUAAUGAUCAGAGACAUGAUGGAAGUUGACAACUCAGUUUUAACAUUUAGAUACCUUAAUGCGCUUUAAACUGCUUUACUAUUUUAUCUUAUUUUAAUAAAUACUUCAUUUUGCUACUUUUUGAUC